AUGGCGUCUCAAGAACAAAAAACACCGUCUGACUUGGUCGGCGUAUUCCUGACAUACCCGUUCGCGGAAGACCAGGCAUACCAGCAAGGUCUAGCGAGCAUACUGUCUGCUCUAGACGAGAAGCCCGAUGAAGAAAGGGAACAGUUGUUGCUGCAGUCCAGAAUAUACUACUUCAACAGGAUAACGGGUGCCUCCAUAACGCCCGACGAGAUUCGGUCGUACCAAGAACCCUUGUCUUCCAGAUCGGAGGGUCCCAACGGUCCGGCUCUACCAGCAGGCAGCCCUACACCAGACAGUAUAUCGACAUAUUCGAAUAGCACUGAUUCCAGUGAACCGCCGACCCUGACCUUCGCCCAGCUCAAAGAAUUAAUUGAGACUGGGCAAACAGACCAAAUACCAAAUAAUAAACUCAUCCCAGACGCGCUCAACGAGGCACGCCCUAGCGAAUCCAAGGCGCCUCCUCGCAAGAAACCUUGGGAGCAGGAACAGGCCUCAUAAUGUGUGGCACCGAUAUGAAGAACGCCUAUGUAUGUACUAGUAAUGAUUCUUCCUUGCAUUAACAACGACAUGCCCGACAAGCCUGCCAUGCGAGCGUUUCGUAUGUCACCCUUCUGAAUCCCUGUCUGCGAAAGAAGAUGCAUGCACUUAUAGUGGGGAUGCCGAGAUGCCUGCUUCAUACA
Molecule: messenger RNA, 680 nt
Organism: Gloeophyllum trabeum ATCC 11539
Lineage: Eukaryota; Fungi; Basidiomycota; Agaricomycetes; Gloeophyllales; Gloeophyllaceae
Exons: 4
Coding region: 1-498 (165 amino acids)
Source: RefSeq, a predicted model, not a curated record